CCGGCGCCGAUGGGCUGAUAUUUUGGAGAUGUGACCUGAAUUCCUCGCUCUUGCUUGACACCAGCACCAUGACAUUCUCCAUGGUCCCUCUCCCAGUUCCACUGGUAGUCCUCUCGACGCAGCCGCUAAGUCCAGCACCGGUAUACACCAUAGGAGAAACUCAGGAUGGUGCGUGUUGCCUUGUGUUCAUCGUUUACAGAGCCAUCGUGCAACUGUGGCUGCUCAAGAAGAACAGCGACAAUACAAAUGUGUGGGAGCUGGAGAAGCCAAGUCAAAUAGGCGAGGUGGCCGGCUACCGGCGAUUUAGCAUCCAUCUGGUGGUUGCCGGACUAGCUCUUGUUCACUGUGUGGGCGGCAAGCAUUAUUGCUUGGUCAUUGAUCUCAAGAACCUGAGCCUCAAGGACAAAUUUCUUUGUCACCAUUGCGUGGCUUACCCUUACCAAAUGCCAUGGCCACCUGCUGGAUUGCUGGCUACUUCUACAUGUGAGCGAUCCACACCUCAGUCAUAUGCUUGUGGAGGUGCUGAAAAGCAGCAGGAAGCACCUUCUUCUAGUAGGAAGCGUAAGAGCAAUGAUGAAAUGUCAAGCGGUAAAGAAACAACGGAGCCAUGUAUCUACAUAGCUUCGUUGGAGAAUGAAUCGCUGGAGAAGAAAUUCUGCUAUGAGACUGGACAACCGUCUUGAAAAAAGAAGGCGAUCAAACACUU
Messenger RNA from Triticum dicoccoides, 706 nucleotides. RefSeq lists its product as uncharacterized. The transcript has 2 exons. Lineage: Eukaryota; Viridiplantae; Streptophyta; Magnoliopsida; Poales; Poaceae. The record is from RefSeq and is a predicted model, not a curated record. The coding region runs from base 69 to 683 and encodes 204 amino acids.